AUGCUACAAGAAUUAAGAAUUCUCGAUACUCAAGGAAGCGAAGAAUUAUUUAACGACGACGAAUUUAUUAAGGUAACAAGGAUUAUCAAUGAAGUUGCUGAGAAAACGAAAAUCAUCAGAACAGCCAAAUUGGAGCUACUCCCAUUGGCGGCUUCCAUGGAAGGUGGUAAUAAAGCAAGCGUAGUAGAAGGAGUAGCAAACUUAUUAACAAAGUUGCCAAGAGUCGAGAUCCUCAACAAGGAUAAAUUGGGAGAAGUCGAACUGCAAACAACAUAUUAUGAUGCCUUGUUAUCCGAGCUUAUUGCCAAUCAAGAUAAGAAUGUUGCAUUACGAUGGCCAAAUAAAUCAAUAUAUGAGGAGCAAACUGAUAUACGUCCCGAUGUAAUUGUUUCAACGAUCAUGCAACACGACUUUGGCUACCCUGUUGGUUUCGGAUAA
Molecule: messenger RNA, 438 nt
Organism: Mucor mucedo
Lineage: Eukaryota; Fungi; Mucoromycota; Mucoromycetes; Mucorales; Mucoraceae
Exons: 2
Coding region: 1-438 (145 amino acids)
Source: RefSeq, a predicted model, not a curated record